CGAGAUCACUCUGCCAGUGAGCUUUGGGAGUAGACACGGCACGGACGCUCUACACUACUUGGUCAUUUGCUAAACUAUAUCGUUGGAGCGAGCGCGCAUUUGAAAACGUUGUGUUACAAAAGUUGUACCACUAUUCCUUUGGAUUAAUAUAAGUUUAUUGUGUGUGACGUCAUGGAAUUUCAUCUGAGAUUUCUCUACUUUUUCUUCAUGAUUCAACGGAUAGAAAAAUUAAAAGCUCCGUGUGGGAAAUGGUUCUAAAAUAAUGUGUAAUGAACAUGAGUAUGUUUAUUCGCUCACAAAUUGUGAAAUGUGGUAUAUACGCCUUCUUUAUUACUAUCCACAUUCCAAUACUGCGCGGAGAAGAACAACCACAAUGCCCGAGUUUGGCGGAAAACCCAAUUUGCCCGUGCUAUAAUUUUAAAGAGGGGUUAUUUUUGGAAUGUCCUAGUGCAACAGCCAGUGUUGUAAGAAAUGUGUUAUCCAAAAUUAAAGGAACAAUUCACUCUUUGUCAAUAUAUGAUUUGGAACGAUCAACAACAGAAUUGAAAGCUGACUUUUUUCCUAUUCAUGUGAAAAUAAAUAGUUUGCAGAUAACCCAAUCGGGUAUAAAUAGAAUUGAACCAAACACCUUCCAAACUAUCGACGAAUCACUAACAUCUUUAAGCAUUAUUGCUAGCAAGUUAAACGAAAUUCCACACGAUGCGUUGUUGGGACUGAAAAAUAUUGAAACGCUUGAUUUUCAACUCAACAGUAUUAAGAACAUAGAAGAAAACACCUUUGAGAAGCUUAAAUUAAAAAAGAUAAAUUUAAGAGGAAAUAAAAUAGCAAAUAUAUCAGAAAAUGCAUUCCAGAGUUUAGAAGAAACUUUAGCCGAAAUAGAUAUUACUGAAAAUUUUCUUACUUUUUUUCCUUUAAAAGCUUUAGGUAAUCUUAAAAAUCUUACGAACGUAAGACUGGCUUGGAAUAAAAUAAGUUUAAUUCCUGGCAAUAUUAAUGUAACAGUACCAAACUUGGUUAGUUUAGAUUUAAGUUCUAAUUUAUUUAACAAAAUAGAAAAAAAUUGGUUUAACAGUAUGCCUCACAUAAAAACACUAAUAUUUUUUAGUAACGAAAUAAAUUAUAUAGCGGAAGAAGCAUUUUAUUCACUAGAGAAUUUAGAAAUUAUAGAUUUAAGUAGAAAUAAAAUUGUAAAUAUUGAAAAAAACACGUUUCAGAGGACCGUUAAUAUCCGUUCGAUAGAUUUAAGUCACAAUCAUAUUCAUCAUAUAAAAGGUCUGUUUGCUAACCUUAAAUUUCUGUCCGAAAUUUUUCUAUCCGAAAAUAAUAUUCUGGAAAUACCAGCAGAUGCAUUUUACAACACUUUGGCAUUAAAGGUUUUAAAUUUAGAACAUAAUGCUGUACAGGUAGUACGUCCAAAAAGUUUUGAUUCUUUAUACAAUCUCACACAACUUCACAUGGGAACAAAUUUUUUAAAAAUGCUUCCAAGUAAGAUUUUUCAAUAUAAUCGUAGACUCGAAAUAUUAAGUUUAGAUAAUAAUUUACUUAGAGAAUUAGAUGAUCUUAUAUUUGAUAACCUUAUUGCAUUGAAGGAAAUAAGAUUGCAAAAUAAUGAACUGAGCCAUGUCAGACGAAAUAUUUUCAAUCCACUUCCUGAACUUUUGGAAUUGCAUCUACAAAAUAAUGCAAUUCAAAAUAUUGAGUCUCAUGCAUUUAUAACCCUGAAAAAACUUCAACAUAUUAAUCUCCAAAGCAAUAAUCUGACUACAAUUGGUGAUAUUUUUCCGAAUCGCAAUUCGUCAUUGGUUUCUAUACAAUUGAGUUCCAAUGUUCUGACUUUGUUAAAAAACACCUCCUUGAGAGGACAGCUUAAUGUACAGAUUAUGUGGUUAAACCAUAAUAACAUAAAAUUAUUAACAUCCAACUUGUUUAUAGAUUUAGUAAAUAUACAAAGGUUGUAUUUAAAAAAUAAUAGUAUUAUGUUUAUUGAAGAUAGAACGUUUAUGCAUCUAAAAAAGAUAAAGUACUUAGAUCUAAGUAAUAAUAGAAUAAACAAAAUUGGUAAUGAAACUUUUUAUAAUCUUGAAACCUUAGAGGAACUUUAUCUGAAACGUAAUAAAAUCCAACAUAUAUCAAAAAAUGCAUUAAUACAUUUGGAAAAAUUAAAAAUAUUGGACUUAUCGGAAAAUGAAAUUGUAGUUUUUAACUUCAAUAUAUCUACAUUACCAAUCAAACAAAUCCGGAUGAGUGAUAAUUCAAUUACAACGAUUGAGGGAUCCCUGUUAAAGCUUUUACCAAAUUUAAAUGUUUUGGAAUUUAAAAUGAAUAUGUUGACAGGGGAGGAUAUUUUACAAAUACAAACAGCGGGACUUAAGUCGCUUGUAUUGUCUAAUAAUAAUUUUACUCAUAUAGAGAACAAUACAUUUUCACACCUUUUAUCACUGCAAGUGUUGACAUUAGAAUCAUCAAACAUAUCUCAAUUACCUUCUUCCACUUUUAUCAAGAAUCAAAACUUGUUACGACUCAAUUUAGCUUAUAACAACUUAAAAGAUUUGCAUAAAGACAUAUUUGCUUACACAACUAUCUUGCAAGAACUAAAUUUAAAAGGAAAUCGUUUUUUCGAUUUUCCGCAUUUGGCUUUAUUUAAUAUAACGUCUCUAGAAAAUUUAAAUUUAUGUCAUAAUCACUUGCAGACAAUAGAUUUUUUUAAAUUUGUCGGCUUGCAGAAUUUAAGGAACUUAAAUUUAUGUAAUAAUCAGAUUUCUAUUCUUAAUGGUUUUAAAUCACCCAUGCUUAAAAAUCUAGUUACUUUAAAUUUGAGUAAUAAUAAACUGACUUUUCUUCCACCAAAUUUUCUGCAAUAUUCAACGGGAUUAAAGGAAAUAGAUUUAUCCUGUAAUUUUUUCAAACAUAUUCCUAGUACCGGUCUAUCUGAAUCCGUGUUUCCAGCAUUGACAGUUUUAAAUGUUUCAUCCAAUUUUAUAGAACAAUUAUUACAAACAUAUCCAAUUAAGCUAUUUCCUCUUCUAGAGGAACUAAUUAUUACAAAUACUAAUUUAACCAUUAUAACGAGUAAGGAUUUCGAAUAUUUUCCAUCAUUAAAGAGAUUGAUUUUAAACCAAAAUUUUAUUACUCGAUUAUCACCAGGAGCUUUUCUGAAACUUCAUAAUCUGGAAAUGUUAGACAUCAGUCAAAACAAAUUAGACAAUAUACCGAGAGAAAGGCUUCAAGGGCUAUAUUCAGCAAGACUGAUAAAUAUUUCUCGAAAUACAAUAAGAGAAAUAGAAGAGUUUACAUCAGAUCUACAGAAUCUUCAGACGUUAGACUUAUCAGCCAAUCAUAUUACAAGAAUAACUAAGGACGUUUUUAGAAAUCUCCCCAGUCUUAGUGAACUUUACUUGAACGAUAAUUGGCUAUCGACUAUAACAUCGGACGUAUUUAUAAAGUUAAAAAAAUUGUCUCAUAUUGAUUUGAGGAGAAAUUAUUUUGAAAUAAUUCAACUGAAAAUGUUAACGAAUCUGGAAACACAAAUAAAAACAAUAGCUUUUGAUGAAAACCCUUUGACAUGUAAUUGUGAAUCACAAGAUCUUUGGAAAUGGACUCAGGAUCAUCUGAAAAUUGUUUUAGAAGGAAGCAGAAAUUUACGUUGCGAAUAUCCAGAGGAGCUUCACGGAGUAAGCUUUAUAGAGCUAACAUCUCAAAAGCUCUGUGACAUACCAAUAAUAAAGAGACUUGCUAUACAAGAUAUUCAGACCUACUCGGUUUUAGUUUCUUGGCAAAGUCGCAACCAAAGUGGGUUAAAUGGUUACCAAGUAGCUUACUAUAAAGAACAGACGCCAAACGUUAUACGUGGUAAAGUUUUGAACGCUACAGCUCGGACUACCAGACUGAGUCAUUUGACACCGGGAGCUCGUUAUAACAUUUGUGUUCUGGCAUUAGGUGACUUUGGUAAUAUAGCAACUUCAGCCCUUUAUGGCAAGACAACAACAUCAUUCACAGAACAUUCUGGUGUGAAUUUAUACGGUGAUGAGCAAGUUUUUACAAACUUGCGAUCCUAUAUGAAUAACACUCAUACAAGCAAAUGCACGAGUGUUACAACAAUCGAAAUAUUUAGUGCGGCUUUAGAUAGUCCUUUCUCUAACACGUACAUGGGUAUCACAGAACUGUUAACUAGAAGACUAAGUUUGGUUGUGGGUGGCUGUAUAGGCCUCAUUGUUUUUAUAGUAUUAGUGUCAGUUUUAGGAUAUAUGAAAACAAAGAAAAGACCACCGUUACCAAAAACAGAGGUCCAACAGCCACCACAGUAUAUAUCGUAUGACAAUUUCACUGCAACGAAUAUUGAUGUUCAAUCUACAGAUAUAGAUAUUAAUACUAUUUCAAACAAUACACCGACACCGUUUAAACAGUGUGAGUAGAUGUAAAUUAUAUCUUAUAAUUACUAUGCACAAAUGCAUUUAGGAAUUAUUGUAACGGGAAUCUUCAAAUAAUCUACGAUCACGAUGUUUAUUACAUAUUUUCUACUUUUUUUAUAGGAUAUUUGUAUUCAAAGCUAUUAUUACCUGAAUAACGAAUUUUGUGAUAAGGUUUAUAUUUAUUUUUUCUGAUAACAUCAUUUUUUAUUUUAUGAUAAGUCUGAUCAUGUAAUACUAUUAUUAAUUAAUUUAUAACAAUAUUAUUUAUAAACUGUACAUUAUAAAAAUUAUAAAAUUUUAUAUUAUUGUUAAUCGGUUUUCUUAUUAAAUUUUUGAAACGUUAAACGUUACAUACGCAUUUAUUACUUACUUUUUAAUAUUACUUACCAAAUAUUAUUAUAUAGCCUUAAAUGUAAAUAUAGAUUGUGCCAAAUUAGAAAUGUAUUUUAAAUAUAUCAGUCAUAGAAGUAAUUAUAGUCGAUAUUGCAUUUAUAUUAUGAUGCAAAAUAAUAAUAAUAAUAAAAAAAUAGAUUUAAUAAGCUAUGAUUUAAGAUGAAACAAAAAAAUAUCAUACCUUAGUUUUAUUUUAAAUUGUAAAAGUUAUUACAUCAUUACUGUUUUAAAUAAGACCGGUCUGUUCAUGAUAAAAAU
Molecule: messenger RNA, 5060 nt
Organism: Danaus plexippus (monarch butterfly)
Lineage: Eukaryota; Metazoa; Arthropoda; Insecta; Lepidoptera; Nymphalidae
Product: protein artichoke
Exons: 5
Coding region: 270-4412 (1380 amino acids)
Molecular function (GO): protein binding
Source: RefSeq, a predicted model, not a curated record